AGUCUUGAGCACAUGAAUUGGGUACCUGGGCCCUCGCCAGCUUCUUUAAGAACACAUGUCUUUGCUGCCUUUGUCCCAAGUGAACUUUGUGACAGUGCCCGAGAUCCUGCCCAGUCUGGGAGGGCUGUAUGAGGCGAGUGACCGUCUGCCGGAAAUCUCCCACGUCCUGAUCCCGGCUCCCUCUAUAUUAUGGUGCUGAUCUCCCCCAUCCAGUCUGAUGAAAAGAUCGCAAAGUUAUCUCACAGUCUGCACAAGAUGACAAGAGGACUUGGGCGCAGUCGUUUUGCAGCGAGACUGCAAAUACUGUAUGUUUUUAUCAGCGUAACCGAUGCAUUCGUAGCAUGGAAAGAUGGCAAUAUUUUGUCCAGUAAAUUGUCAUCGCCUAGGCAACAAGACCAUCUAAAACAGCUGCAACAAUAUGAGCAAGUCGUUCCUUACCUCCUGGAUGGAGAUCACCAGGAACAAUCCAGCAACCUUCAUGGAAAGAACCAUCCAAUGUGGGCCAAAUUCCUAAUUGAAGCUGAAGGCAAACAGCUGAUCAUCGAACUUGAAAGAAAUGAUAUGCUUUUUGCUGAAAACUAUACAGAGACACACUACCUGCUUGAUGGCAGUGCCGUCACAAACACACGGAAUCAUACGGGUCACUGCUACUACCACGGUCAUGUGCAAGGAUAUUCUCAGUCUACUGUCAGCCUCAGCACUUGUUCUGGUCUCAGGGGAUUUGUUUCAUUCGAAAAUAAAACUUAUAUAUUAGAACCCAUUGAAGGUGCUACCAAUAAUACACACUUGAUCUACCGAGCAGAAAAUCUUCAGGGCAUUGUGGGUGCCUGUGGACAUAACUACAGAACUUCGGAAACCACUAUGAACAGUAUUGUUGAGUCCCUGCAGGAAUCUUCCACAAGGCACAAGAGAGACAUUUUGAAGACCACUAAAUAUGUGGAACUGAUUAUAGUAGCAGACAAUCGAGAGUUUCAGAAACAUGGAAAGGAUUUGGAAAAGACGAAACAAAGAUUGAUAGAAAUUGGCAACUUUGUGGAUAAGUUUUACAGAUCCUUGAACAUUCGAGUUGCCCUAGUUGGAGUGGAAGUUUGGACUGAUAUGGAUAAAUGCUCAAUAACUGGUGACCCAUUUACUACACUCAAUGAGUUUCUUGACUGGAGGAAGGUGAAACUACUGUCCCGUAAACCACAUGACAAUGCCCAACUGGUGAGUGGAGUGUACUUCCAGGGAACCACCAUUGGAAUGGCACCAAUUAUGAGUAUGUGCACAGCAGAACAGUCAGGAGGGAUCGUUAUGGAUCAUUCAGACAAUCCUCUUGGAGCAGCAGUAACAAUGGCACAUGAGCUGGGCCACAAUUUUGGCAUGAACCAUGAUACUCCUGAGCGUGGCUGUACAUGCAGGGCAUCAUCAGACAAAGGAGGCUGCAUUAUGACACCGUCCACAGGAUAUCCUUUUCCCACAGUUUUUAGCAGCUGUAGCAAGAAAGAUCUGGACAGUAGCCUGGAAAAGGGUGUUGGAAUGUGCCUCUUCAACAUGCCAGAAAUAAAACAGCUCUAUGGUGGGCAAAAAUGUGGCAAUGGAUACGUUGAGGAAGGCGAAGAGUGUGACUGUGGGGAGCUUGAAGAAUGUACCAACCCCUGCUGUAAUGCGAGUACUUGCACUCUGAAGCCUGAGGCAGUCUGUGCUCAUGGACUUUGCUGCAAAGACUGCAAGUUGAAGCCUCCAGGAACCCCUUGCAGAGAUUCCAGCAAUUCUUGUGAUCUGCCAGAGUUUUGCACUGGAACAAAUGCACAGUGUCCAGCCAAUGUAUAUCUCCACGACGGGCAACCAUGUCAUAAGAAAGAUGGCUACUGUUACAAUGGGAUUUGUCAGACUCAUGAGCAACAGUGUAUUACUCUGUGGGGACCAGGUGCCAAACCUGCCCCUGGAAUCUGUUUUGAAAGAGUAAACUCAGCAGGUGAUCCAUAUGGUAAUUGUGGAAAGGACUCAACUGGUUCAUUUGCAAAAUGUGAGAUCAGGGAUGCCCAGUGUGGAAAAAUCCAGUGUCAGGGAGGAGCAAGUCGCCCUGUUAUUGGAACAAAUGCAGUCUCCAUAGAAACUAACAUCCCUUUGCAAGAAGGUGGAAAGAUCCUGUGCCGUGGUACUCAUGUCUAUCUAGGUGAUGAUAUGCCUGACCCAGGACUUGUGCUAACAGGCACUAAAUGUGGAGAGGGGAAGAUCUGUCUGAACCGACGGUGCCAGAACAUCAGUGCCUUUGGAGUGUUAGAGUGUGCAUCUAAAUGUCAUGGUCAAGGGGUUUGCAACAACAAUAAAAACUGCCACUGUGACCAUGAUUGGGCUCCUCCGUAUUGUGACAAACCUGGUUUAGGAGGGAGUAUUGACAGUGGACCUAUGAGGCUUGAAGGAAACAACAGCUUGUUUGUGGGCAUUCUAGUUACCAUUUUGAGUCUUAUCACAGCUGGCAUGAUAAUGUGUUUCAAACGGAAGACACUGCUUCAGCUUCUCUUCUCACAUAAAAUAACCACCGUAGAAAAAUUAAGAUCUUCUACACCGAGCCAGUCUAGUACAGCCUACACAACUCCUAUCAAAAGACAAUCCAAGAUAUACAAGCAGGCAGACAAUCUUCAGCCUGCCAGCUCAUUCCCAUCCCCUGCUGCGCUGGAUCAAGCUGUGCGGCGGCCGCCCGGCUAUCAGCCUGUCCAUAUUAGCAACCCACUGCCAAAUUCAGUCAGAGGAGCAAACUUGCACUUUUCCCUGACACCGCAGCGGGUCCUUCCGCCAUUGAACCAUGGCAUGGAGUCAAAUUCUGGAGUACCCAGCAGACCACUGCCAGCCAACCCUUCCCUCAGACAUCCACAGGGGCCUUCUAAACGUAGUCCGCCACAGAAACCUCUGCCAGCAAAUCCUGUUAAUCGGCCAGCUCAACUGCAUGCCUCCAUUCAGAACCCUGAGAUCCAGAUCAGGCCAGUCAGACCAGCUCCCAAGAAGCCUCAACAAUACAAUAUUAAUCGGCGUUGUUGAUAUUGAAUGACAGAAGAAGUUUAUCUGCCAGCAACUGACCAAACAUGUUUGCACUAUAUAAGAAUUCUAAACGGAGUUAAUCCGCUUUUUAACCAGCAUCGCGAGUAGGAAUGUUUCUGCCAUAUAUCCAUAUUUGUGCCCAUAUUUCUUGACUGGCAUGGGCAAAUCUAGUAAAAUAUAGGUGACGGCCAAACUGUUCUUCUCAGCCUAAUUAGUGGAAGAGGAAAUAGCUGUUAAUGUAUCUAAUUGAGAGAUGCCUAGAACCUGGACCAUCAAUAUGUUUUAUACAGUGAAAGUGGUCCUGCAUCCCACUGUCAUUAGCAUCUCAUGGUACCACAAUGCAUCUUAGCAAUGUGCUGUAAUAGCUUCAUUGUAUCCCAUCACUGGUUGUUAUGGUGUAACAUUCUGCAUCCAUACUAAAAAUGCAUUUUAUUCAAUUUUUGAUGACAUCAGAGCAAAUCAUUUCGACAGUUAAAGUACUGAAAUUUAACAGUGCUUUCACUGUACAAACAAGUGAUCACAUGGAUAUAAUGCCUCUGUGCUGUAUGAUCAGACCCAUUCAUAGUAUUAGAAUUAUAUAACAGCAGACAUAAUAUCUGUUAAAUCUCUGAGUGACUUAUGAACCAACACGAUUAGGCAUUUUAAUUUAGCAGAAGUGCUGCAUGUGCUAACAGUGACUGAACCAACUGUUUGAAAUGCAACCUUAUACUGUAAAUAAGAGAUAAACUCACACCACCAAAGGUUGUAAUCAAAUUAGCUGGCGCUCAACAUAUUUCGUGUACAGAUAAAAGGAUUCUGAGCUCCUAUUUUUGGUGCUGUGGCUCCUUAUGGUGCUGUGUACUUGCUCAGGUACGUGUAAAUUAUUAAUUUAUGUUGAAUAUUUAUUACAAUGCAGUGCACUGUGGUAGACACUUUUACAAUAGCUGAAAUUUCUUAAAGGAAAAACUCUGAGUGUCAUAAUUGUGAUAAUUUUCAGUGAAAACAUUCUGCCUAUUUGCAGCUUAGCAGAAUAAAUGCAUUUGCUCUACAGUUACUAGGGCACCAAUAAACACAAUGUGCUAUUACUCUUAAACAGCAGGAAAUAAAACAAAAAUCAGAUUUAAAUGAGGAAUUCAGCACAGAUUGGACUGAUUCACAGAAUUCAUAUAAAUCAAAUCACUGCAUUGUUUCCUUUUUCAGGUAAACCAUUUUGUAAAAUGAUUUUUAAGAAUUCCAAAUUUGUUAUUAGUGUCUGAUGUAGUUUAUUGAUUAAACUAUACACACAUUUUUGUAGCAUUUACAUAUACUAGAAGGUCAGCUAGCCACUCCGAGCUCGUAUUUUUAAAUGAAAUGUAUGUAACAUUCCAUUUAAGCUUGUUCAAGUUAGUUGUAUGUUUUAGGUUUUACAGGGAAACAUUUCUGCAAUUUGUUUUCCUUUGCCAUUGAUUCAAGAUUAUGCUUGUGAACUGUCCAUUAUUCACUAAAUUCUG
This is a messenger RNA of Pristis pectinata (smalltooth sawfish), 4490 nucleotides long. Its product is annotated as disintegrin and metalloproteinase domain-containing protein 12-like. Lineage: Eukaryota; Metazoa; Chordata; Chondrichthyes; Rhinopristiformes; Pristidae. The transcript is spliced from 23 exons. Gene Ontology annotation, molecular function: metalloendopeptidase activity. Gene Ontology annotation, biological process: proteolysis. The coding region runs from base 190 to 3021 and encodes 943 amino acids. The record is from RefSeq and is a predicted model, not a curated record.